AUGCAAUCCGCCCAAGCCGAGCUAGCCCAGCUCUUCCGCAAGAUCGAGACGGUGCGAUCUCGAGCAAUCCAGACCGAGCAGAACAUCACCUCCAUGACGGCUGAUAUCAAGCGACUCGAUGGCACGAAGCGGAACCUGACGCUGAGCAUGACGGCGCUCAAACGACUACAAAUGUUAACGACGGCAUACGACCAGCUGAGAGCCCUGGCCAAGUCGAGACAAUACCGGGACUGUGCAGGUCUGCUGCAAGCUGUGCUACAGCUUAUGAAGCACUUCAACAGCUACAGGAGCAUCGAGCAGAUCGCUACUCUGAGCAGGGGGGUCUCGGAACUGCAGCGUGAGUUGUUGGAACAGGUCUGCGAAGACUUUGAGAUCGCCUUCGCCAAGGCAGAGGUCGGCCAGCGCAGGGGUACGCUGGCCGAGGCCUGUCUCGUCAUGGAUGCUCUGGGCGAAAUGGCGCGGACAAGGUUGAUGAACUGGUACGUGAACACGGAGCUCCGUGAGUACCGCCAGGUCUUCAGGGGCAACGACGAGGCCGGCAAUCUCGACAAUAUCGGCCGCAGGUAUGCCUGGUUUAAGCGCAUGCUCAAGACACACGAGGACGAGCACGCCGUAAUCUUCCCUCCUCACUGGCGUGCGAAUGAGCUAUUGGCCAUGGCCUUCUGCGACGGCACGAGGGAUGACUUCAAGGGCAUCCUCGAAAGGAGCAUGCGGAGGACCGAUGGGCAGAAGAUCGACGUCAACCUUCUGCUGAGCUGCUUACAGGAGACGUUGGACUUUGAGCACGGUCUCGAGAAGCGAUUCGCCAACGAGCCACGUGCCAGCAUUGACACCUUGAGCUCUUCCGAUGACAGGGCAUCCAACUUCCAUGGCUCUAUAUCUGCCGCCUUUGAGCCUUACUUGAGCUUAUGGGUGGAUUCACAAGACAAGCAACUCGCCAGCAUGAUUCCAAAGUACCGCAGCCAGCCUCUGCUUCCGGAAGACGAGGAGUUCUCGUCGCAGGCUGUCAUCUCAUCCGCCAUUGAGCUUUUCCACUUCUACAAACUCACCCUGUCGCAAUGCGCCAAGCUGUCCACUAGCGACCGACUGCUGGAUCUUUCCAAAACUUUGGCCAAGUACCUCGACGAGUAUGCGCAGCAGGUUCUCUUGCACAUUCUCCAAAGGGCAGGGCCCCAGGGACCACCGAUUCAGGACGUCAUUUUGGUAUUGAACACGGCCGACUUUUGGUCUACAAACACCACGCAGUUGGAGGAAAACAUUAAGAAGCGUAUCGACAAUGACCUCGUUGGCAAGGUCGACCUUUCGUCGCAAGCCGAUGCAUUCCUUGGUGUGGCUAGCGCCGCUGUGCUGACUCUGGUGCGCAAUGUCGAGAUUGCGUGCGAAGGCUCGUGGCGCGAGAUGCGGAACACGGGCUGGAGCACCAUGGAGAGCGUGGGAGACCAGAGCUCUUACGUCGGCGAGCUCCUGUCCUCCGUGAACAGCAAGACCGAGGAAAUCCUAGGCCUCGUGGUCAAGCAGCAGUACGCAAGAGCGUUCUGCGACAACCUCGUGGACCAUCUUGUCAACGCCUACAUCAGCAACAUCGUCCAGUGCCGUCCUGUGUCCGAGGUUGGCGCCGAACAGAUGCUGCUCGACAAAUAUGUCUUGACGAAAGCGUUCGAGAACCUCCUGUCCUACCACAACAAGACUUCGGCGGCGGCGACGCACACGGCACCGGCAAGCUAUGUCAAGCGAGUGAACCAGACGAUGAACCGCAUUGAUCCUCUCCUCAAGACGCUUCAGGUUCGCCCGUCGCCGCCGGAAGGCCUUGUACAAGCAUAUCUCAUUCACAUUGGCGAUCGGUCCGAUACCAACUUCCGAAAGAUCCUCGACCUCAAGGGCGUCCGCAAGGGCGACCAGGGCCAUCUGGUAGAGCUCUUUGGCAUCCACCGCGAGGGUAACCUGAGCGACAAGCUCGUGCAACAGUCCCCGUUGCUGACGCCGCUUAUGGCGACGACGGGGCUCGGCAGCUCCGGCCUAGGACCCAUCAACGCGAGUAAUGCGCUUACAACGGCCAGCAGCGCGAUGCCCGGGCUGCCGAGCAAGUUCGACGCGACGUCUCUGGGCGAGAAGCUUCUCAGCGCGGCCCGGGACCUGGGGCAGGGGACAGGUCCAGGGGGCAUCGUGGGAGCGGAGAAGGCGACCAUGAAUGAGAACCUCAAGAACUUUGGCAAGUUCUUCCGGAGGGAUCUCGGAGGGUUCGGGGCGAGGUUUGGAAAGAGGGAUGAGAGCACCGAUCGGUGA
Molecule: messenger RNA, 2283 nt
Organism: Colletotrichum higginsianum IMI 349063
Lineage: Eukaryota; Fungi; Ascomycota; Sordariomycetes; Glomerellales; Glomerellaceae
Product: Garp complex subunit vps53
Exons: 2
Coding region: 1-2283 (760 amino acids)
Biological process (GO): retrograde transport, endosome to Golgi
Cellular component (GO): GARP complex
Source: RefSeq, a predicted model, not a curated record